UAAUAAGCGAUAGAAUUAAAAUUAAACAUGGAACAAGAUCCUAGCAAUGGAAGAAGAACUAAUGGUGGUGGUGGAGAGAUAAAAUAUCGAGGCGUACGGAGGCGUCCGUGGGGUAAAUUUGCAGCGGAGAUACGUGACUCAGCACGACAAGGGGCACGUGUAUGGCUAGGGACAUUUAAUACUGCGGAAGAAGCAGCAAGAGCUUAUGAUAGGGCGGCUUAUUCAAUGAGGGGACAUUUAGCUAUACUUAAUUUUCCUGAGGAGUAUAAUUUACCUAGUAGCUCUUCACAUUUUUAUAGUGCUGGUUCAAUGGCUUCUUCAUCAUCAUCAUCGUCGUCAUCAAGGCAAGUUCUUGAAUUUGAAUACUUGGAUGAUAAGUUGUUGGAGGAACUUCUUGAUUGUGAUGAAGAGACAAACAAGAGGAAAUAAAGAUCAUUUCAAAUGUGGCGGACGCAUGCAAAAAGUUUUCACUAAGAAAGUUCAUCAUUUAUCAUAUAUACGUUUAAGAAAAAAGAAAUAUUUACAUCUUAUUUAUACAUUAUGGUUUUUAUAGAAAAAGUGUUUCGUUUGAACCCCUUCUGCCCCUCUAGCUCCGUCCACUAAUUUGAAUAAUGUAAUUGGUCUGAAUCCCCUUCCGCCCCUAUAGCUCCGUCCACUAAUUUAAAUAAUGUUCUAUAUCUAUUUAUCAUAUACUCUAUUUUAAUUUCACUA
This is a messenger RNA of Solanum pennellii, 711 nucleotides long. Its product is annotated as ethylene-responsive transcription factor ERF096. The coding region runs from base 28 to 429 and encodes 133 amino acids. Gene Ontology annotation, molecular function: DNA binding; DNA-binding transcription factor activity. The transcript has a single exon. The record is from RefSeq and is a predicted model, not a curated record. Gene Ontology annotation, biological process: ethylene-activated signaling pathway; regulation of DNA-templated transcription. NCBI's taxonomy places the organism in Eukaryota, Viridiplantae, Streptophyta, Magnoliopsida, Solanales, Solanaceae.